Molecule: messenger RNA, 762 nt
Organism: Paramisgurnus dabryanus
Lineage: Eukaryota; Metazoa; Chordata; Actinopteri; Cypriniformes; Cobitidae
Product: monocyte chemotactic protein 1B-like
Biological process (GO): inflammatory response; positive regulation of cell migration; antimicrobial humoral immune response mediated by antimicrobial peptide
Cellular component (GO): extracellular region
Molecular function (GO): chemokine activity; CCR chemokine receptor binding
Source: RefSeq, a predicted model, not a curated record
UAAAACUAAGGACAAGCGAUCUGUUCACUUUGGACCUUGAAGGGCUCUGUGCUUUUGACUCUGUGUGGGAAUAGAUAACAACUAAAGAAUGAAGAAUCUGAUGUCUCUUCUGCUUUUGGGUCUAUUCUGCUCUUUUCAUUUGACUUCAAACACUCCUUUUGCACUUGUUGCUACUCAGUUAACAUGCUGUUCACAAAACGUCUCCAACAUUCCGAUCCCUGUGAAGAAAAUAAGAUCGUAUUCCUGGACCAGCAGCAGCUGCCCUGAACAGCAUGUUGUGUUUCAGACAGUUAAAGGAAGAGAGAUAUGUGCAGAUCCAAAAACCCAAUGGGUGCGCCGCCAUAUUGCUAAAGAAAAGAAGAAAACAAGGAAAUCUACAGCGAAGACACCAAGACCUCUAGUCUAUCUUGAAGCUCAACACAACUUCUCCAGGAUUCAUUUCUUCACAUCAUCUAAAACAAUGAGACAUCUGAUGGCUUUGAUGUUUCUGGUGAUCUUCUGCUCUCUACAGCUGACUACAAGUGCUCCAGUUGCCUCUUUGGCCACAUGCUGUUCUGAGUUCAGCAAUGCACAGAUUCCUCUGAAACUGGUGAAGUCGUACUAUUGGACUGACAGCAGCUGCCCCAAACGAGCCAUUGUGUUUGAGACUAACAAAAGGAGGAUCUGUGUAGAUCCAGAAACCAGCUGGGUGAACCACCACAUCACUAAAGUGGACGAAAGGAUAACAAAGACCCAAAGCAAAAUCUAAAGAAUUAAUUCAUC